CAGGAUACCUUUUUCCAACGAUAGACCUUGGGGAAUUAAAUGCAUCGACCUGUAUUCUGCUUGUUUUAUAUAUUGACCACAGGUCUGCAUGGACCCGAUUUAAGGUUCCUUCAUAGGAACUACAUCUAAAAUGAAGUUAUGGGACUUUCUGGCCACGUGUUUCUUGCUGCUGAGCACCGCCUCCACGAACCCGCUGUUCCGAAACCUGCAGUCCGCACAAACGUCGAGCUUCUUGGAGCAGCUCGGUGAUGUUCCGUCGCUACCACUGGAUAAAGCCGAGUCUGUACCGGAAUCAAAAUCCGAAGCUGAAUCUGUCACUCUGCAAGAAUCCUCAACUGAAGACCACUACGAAAUGGACGGCCCCUACCCGGAGGAAUAUGAAGACGUGAUGGAGUUCAUCCAGGCUACGAUCCGAAGACUGCGUCGAUCCCCUGAGCGGGGCGGCGGUGGCCGGGGCAGGAGAGGGCGGGAGAGACAGAGGUCCCAGGCCAACCGGGGCGGCCGGGAGGACAAGAAGGGGCGGGGGCGUGGAGGAAGGGGCAACCGCGGGCGCAACCGCGGAUGCGUGCUCAAGCAGGUGCACCUCAACGUGACGGACCUGGGUUUGGGGUACCGGACCAAAGAGGAGCUGAUCUUCAGGUACUGCAGCGGCCCCUGUGUAAACUCUGAGACCAAUUAUGACAAGAUCCUCAACAACCUCACCCACAACAAGAAGCUGGAGCCAGACUCACCGGCGAAAGCCUGCUGCCGCCCCACCGCCUUCGACGACGACCUCUCUUUCCUGGAUGACAGUUUGGAGUACCACACUCUGAAGAGGCACUCGGCCAAGCGCUGUGGCUGUGUCUGA
Messenger RNA from Conger conger (European conger), 847 nucleotides. It is a transcript of the gene gdnfb, whose product is annotated as glial cell derived neurotrophic factor b. The coding region runs from base 131 to 847 and encodes 238 amino acids. Gene Ontology annotation, molecular function: glial cell-derived neurotrophic factor receptor binding; growth factor activity; receptor tyrosine kinase binding. Gene Ontology annotation, biological process: negative regulation of neuron apoptotic process; peripheral nervous system development; positive regulation of branching involved in ureteric bud morphogenesis. The transcript is spliced from 3 exons. NCBI's taxonomy places the organism in Eukaryota, Metazoa, Chordata, Actinopteri, Anguilliformes, Congridae. The record is from RefSeq and is a predicted model, not a curated record.